GAAGAACCCUAAUUUAUUGUUUGGCUUAUUUUUUUUUUUUUUGAAAAAAAAAAACAUUUUUUUUAAUUUUUCCAAAAAAAAAUUUGUCUCUAAAAAAAAUAAGUCAAACAUCCCCUUUCAACUUUGCACAUUUUUUUUAAACGACAAUCUAACCUACUCAUACACUACACUUUAAAUUCACUUAUGUUCAUGAUGAGACUUGAAUCUAAACCUAACAAUGGAAGGGGGUUUGACCAUGAUCUACUCGAAACUCGUGCAAAAUUAAUGAGUUUGGAUUAUAAUUUGUUUACUCGUUAAUGACCCGUACCCGUUAACCAUUUUAUUAAAAAGGUCGAGUAUGGAACACUAUCGAUCCGAUCCGUUUAUAACCCGUCCCGUUUAAAAUUUUAAAAUAUAUAUUUAUUAUUUAUAUAUUAUAUAUUUAUCACCCGUACAUAUUUUGUACAAGACUCAAUGAGUUCUGUUGUUUCAUUUCCACUUCCCUGAUCCUAAUAGCUGAAUUCUAGUCAAGUCCUAAUAAAAAUAAGAGAAAAUUACAUGGUUGGUCCCUAUGGUUUGCUCUUACUUGCACGCUUCGUCCCUGGAAAGAAUUUUUAACUCGGACAAUCCCUAUAACUUUAUUUCGUUACCCGCCUAGUCCUUCAGUUAACUUUCCGUCUUAUUUGGGGUUAGGAACUACUCACGUGAGUGGCACGCUGGGGGCAUUUUUGUCCUUUCAACCCUACAAUAUAUUAGCGCCAUUUAGAAUACAGACCGAUGGUUUUACGAUUCCGAUCAUCGUCAAACCAAAACACACACAAACACACACUUGUCAGACGAAUUCCCUUUCUUCUCUCAAACGAAAACCCUAGUCGCUAGCUAAAACUUUGUAUGCUUUUCCAAAUAAUCAACAAUGCCGGUUUGGAAUUUAAGUGAAGCACGAGGACGGAUGAUCAGUGAAGCAGAAGUUCGUCUUCAAUAUGGUGAUCAUCCGACCAUGUUUUGCAUGCUAUUAAACCAUGGUGGAAAGUUUACUGAUUUUCCUGGAAGGAAGUAUGUAAACGGAAAGAGACAUUACGUUGACUUAAUAGACAUCGAGACUUUCUGUGUUCACGAUAUUGAUGACAUGAUGGUGAAACUUGGGUAUAUCGAUGAAAAUCUACAUGUGGAGAUGUACUAUCAUUUUCGAAGGCCACUGUGCGAUUUGGAUUUUGGCUUGUUUGCUUUAGCUUCAGAUGAUGAUGUAAGGCAUUUAGCAAAAUAUGUUGGCCAACAUAAGCUAAUAGAGGUGUAUACAGAGCACGGGCAAACGAAAUUACACACAUACUCGAUGUCACCAAACCCAUCUAAGGUACGUAUAGUUGAGAUUGAUUGUACCCCAAAAAGAUUGUUUUUGGAAUGGCAUGAUACACAAGUUGAGCCUAAUGAUGUGUUGACAUUUGAGCCUAAUAGAAACAACCCUCCUGUUUCACCUACUAGAAAUGAGCCUUCAAUUGACAAGGUGGACAUGGUAAGUGAUAAUGCAAACAUCAUGGAAACUGAAAUUGAACAUAGUAGUGAUGAUAAUAGCAGUGGUGAUGAGAUCAACAGUGGUGAUGAUAGUGAGAGUCAAGAUGGUGACUUUCUUCUAGACGAAGACAAUAUCAUUGAUGAUGUUGAAGUUGACAUGAGAGAAUUCCACUUGAAUGUUGACCCAGAUGUUGAGUGGAUUGGAGGUGCUUCUAAAAGAAAGAAUCAUGUAAUUACAGAAGAUGGGAAUGAAGCAGACCUUGAAGUUAUAGAUAUGGAACUUUUCUUGUCCGACUCUUCAUCGGAUGAUGGGAUCGAAGGAGAAAGAAACAAAAAGAUUAAAGCUAUUAGAAGGGCGCAUGAGAACGAAAAUGCUCAAGUCAGUGAGCCUUUCUAUUUAUAUCAGAAAUUUAAUUCGUCAAAGGAGUUUAAAGAUAUGGUUAACCAACAUGCAAUAGAUACAAGAAGGGAGUUGGAUUUUGAGAAGAAUGAUAAAAACAAAGUAAGGGUUGUAUGCAGGGGAACCAUAACAAGCCUAGGUGGUGGGACCGGUCAAGAAGUAGUCAAUGAAGAAGGUAAGUGUCCUUGGGUUCUUUUAGCCAGUAAGUGGAAACGCGACAAGGAUUGGACAGUUAAAACAUAUGUUAGUGAACAUAAAUGUCUUCAAACAAGAAAGGUUAGGGCUUGUGAUUACAAGUUUCUUUCAAAGCAAAUUCUACAACUGGUGGAAGCAAACCCAAAAAUUCCAGUCAAGGCUUUAAGGGAACAACUUCAACGUAUCUACAAAGUAGAUAUUUCUAAGAUGAAAGCCUUUAGGGCAAGAGAAGCAGCCUUAAAAAUUAUCAGGGGUGAUUAUGCCACUCAGUACAAGAUCUUACAAGAUUAUUUGUUAGAAGUGCAGACUCAAAACCCAGACACCACUAUCAAGCUUGAUGUCGAAAGUGAACCAAAUCCUGAUGUUGAGACAAGAACCUUCAGACGCGUGUACGUGUGCCUUGGUGCUUUGAAGCAAGGAUUUGCAGCAGGGAAGAGGGAUUUUCUUGGGGUAGACGGGGCUUUCAUGAAAGGACCUUUCCAUGGUCAAAUUUUAUCUGUUGUGGCUUUAGAUGGGAAUAAUGGAAUAUAUCCUUUAGCAUAUGCUGUGGUUGAAGCUGAGACACUGAACUCUUGGACAUGGUUUUUAACUCACUUGGGUGAUGACCUAGGGUUGGCUUCAAAUUCAAAUUUUACAUUUAUAUCAGACAGGCAAAAGGGUUUAAGUUCUGCCAUUGCAGAUUUGUUUCCUUGUGCAGAGCACCAUUAUUGUGUUCGCCACAUACACGAAAAUAUGAGGUCACGUUGGAGAGGGGAUAAGUUUAAAGAACUGCUUUGGAAUUGUUCAACAACAUAUACUGUGCAAGAGUUUGAAAAAGAAAUGGAAGAAGUUAGAAAAUUAAACCAAGAAUGUUAUGAGUGGCUUAAACAAAUACCACCUCAACAUUGGGCACGUUCUCAUUUUACAGGGAGAGCACAUUCUGAUAUUGUGAUAAACAACAUAUGCGAGUGCUUUAAUAGCAAAAUAAUAGACGGACGUGACACACCAAUUAUCAAUUGCUUAGAGUUCAUCCGGGAGUACAUCAUGAAGAGGAUUGUGAAUGUUGAAAAAGAAAUUGACAAAGCAACAGGCCCUUUGACUCCAACAGCUACCAAGCUAUUGAAAAAGAUCAAAGAUCAGGCAGAGGAGUAUACAGCAUCAUUUUGUGGAAAUGGGAAGUACCAAGUGAGUGGACCUUGGCAAGAUCAGUGUGUAGUGAAUGUGAAUCAACGAACGUGUUCAUGCAAGAAGUGGGAAAUAACUGGAAUGCCAUGCAAACAUGCUGUAUCUGCAAUCUGGGACAUGAGGAGAAAUAAUGGUGCAAUUGGUAUUCCAGAAACCUUUGUUCAUGAAUGUUAUUGGCUAUCAACCUGGAGGAACAUGUACUCUUUCAAAGUGGAUCCGAUAAAUGGUAGAAGAUUGUGGAUUAAGUCACCUUGUCCAACUACUUUGUUGCCUCCAAAACACCAUGUCCCAAUAGGAAGACCAAAAAAGAAACGAAGGAAGUCAACUACAGAAAAAGAGGAUAUUAUCAAAGGGAAUACAGUUUCUAGAGCACAAAAAACUGUUACAUGUACCAAAUGUAACAACAAAGGACACAAUGCCAGGGCUUGCAAAGGGCAGUUACCAACUGUUGGGAAAAAGGGAAAAAAGAAGAAUGAGAAAGGAAAAGAGAAGGAUAAAGGAAAAGAGAAUGAGAAAGGAAAACAGAAGAAGAAAGGAAAAGAGAAGGAUCCAUUGUAAACUCUUUUAUCAUGUGAUGCUCUUAUUUUGGUUAAGCUAUUAUGUAAUGUGAUGUUUGUAUUGUGGUUAAACUAUUAUGUCAUGUGAUGUUUGUAUUUUGAUUAAACUGUAUUGUGUUUAGUAUCACCAAAACAAUUGCAGUUGGUACUUAGACAUUUGUUUUUGGUUAAACUCUUAUGUAAUGCUUUUGUUUUAAUGUUAUCUAAUGGAUCAAUUAUUGGUAUGUUUU
Messenger RNA from Lactuca sativa (garden lettuce), 4034 nucleotides. RefSeq lists its product as uncharacterized. Gene Ontology annotation, molecular function: zinc ion binding. The record is from RefSeq and is a predicted model, not a curated record. NCBI's taxonomy places the organism in Eukaryota, Viridiplantae, Streptophyta, Magnoliopsida, Asterales, Asteraceae.